Triticum turgidum subsp. durum (durum wheat) is the source of this 942-nucleotide messenger RNA. NCBI's taxonomy places the organism in Eukaryota, Viridiplantae, Streptophyta, Magnoliopsida, Poales, Poaceae. The record is from the annotation of a GenBank genome assembly.
AUGGCUGAAUCCUUUGUGCUCAACACCGGUGCAAGGAUCCCAUCAGUUGGCCUCGGCACGGCGAUGGGGAAAGCCGAACCCGGCGUCGUACGGGAGGCCGUCUACGCCGCCGUCAAGGCUGGAUAUCGGCAUAUCGACUGUGCUCCAGCGUACCGCAAUGAGAAGGAGAUUGGUCUCGCUCUCAAGAAAUUAUUUGAUGAAGGCGUGGUUAAGCGUGAAGAUCUAUUUAUCACUUCUAAGUUGUGGUCUGGUAAUCAAGCCCCAGAAGAUGUGCCAGAGGGCAUUGACACCACUCUUCAAGAUUUGCAGCUGGACUACUUAGACCUUUUCCUUAUCCAUGCUCCACUUCGUUCGAAGAAAGGUGCCAUCCCAACCCCUGAAAACUUUCUUCCUGUUGACAUUCCUGCUACUUGGGGAGCAAUGGAGAAGUUAUAUGCCUCUGGUAAGGCCCGUGCGAUCGGUGUGAGUAACUUUUCUUGUAAGAGGAUGGAGGAUUUGCUUGCCACUGCAAGUGUACCUCCAGCAGUCAACCAGGUUGAGUGCCAUCCAGGUUGGCAGCAAAUGAAACUCAGGGAACUUUGCCAGUCAAAGGGUGUUCAUCUUUCUGCAUAUUCACCCUUAGGAAAACAUGGAUCACCAGGAUCCACGGGUCCAAGCUUUCUUAGCAAUCCCAUUGUCAUCUCUGUUGCGGAGAAGUUAAACAAAACUCCUGCGCAGGUUGCCCUACGCUGGGGUCUUCAAAUGGGCCAGAGUGUACUCCCGAAAAGCACUAAUGAAACAAGAAUAAAGGAGAACUUAAGCAUAUUUGACUGGUCUAUCCCUGAAGAUUUGAUGGCGAAUUUCUCUGAAAUUCAGCAGGUUAAGGUGCUAAGAGCUGAAUUUGUGGUUCACCCCCAAGGUAUUUUCAAAACCGUGGAGGAUUUUUGGGAUGGUGAAAUCUGA